This is a messenger RNA of Diplodia corticola, 885 nucleotides long. Its product is annotated as carbon-nitrogen hydrolase. Lineage: Eukaryota; Fungi; Ascomycota; Dothideomycetes; Botryosphaeriales; Botryosphaeriaceae. The transcript has 5 exons. The record is from RefSeq and is a predicted model, not a curated record. Gene Ontology annotation, molecular function: hydrolase activity, acting on carbon-nitrogen (but not peptide) bonds, in linear amides. Bases 1 to 885 code for a protein of 294 amino acids.
AUGGCUCAGACAAUCAAGGUCGCAGUGAUCCAGCUGCAUCCCAAGCCGCUCCAGAUCGAGCACAACUUCAACAAAGCGGCGAGCUUUAUCAAGUCGGCUGCAUUGCAGGGCGCCGAGCUUGCCGUGCUGCCCGAGUAUCAUUUGACAAAUUGGGUCCCCAAAGACCCUGGCUUCCUGCCGCUCUGUGAGCAGUGGGAAACCUACCUUAAAAAGUAUCAGGCGCUCGCUAAAGAACACCGGAUCUGCAUCGUUCCUGGCACCAUCGUCGAGAGACACCGCGAUGCCGACAAGGAGGACGAGAGACUACUCAACGUCGCUUAUUUCAUCAACCAAGAUGGCGACAUCAUUGGCAAAUACGUGAAGAAGAACCUAUGGGGUCCGGAGCGCGAACACCUUACCUCAUCCGGCCGCGACAUUCAUGAAGUCUUCGACACCCCAAUCGGCCGCGUCGGCAUGCUCAUCUGCUGGGAUCUGGCCUUCCCGGAAGCCUUCCGCGAAUUGAUUGCUCAGGGUGCUAAGAUCAUCAUCAUUCCAUGUUUCUGGACACUGGCCGACUGCUCACCCAAAGGCCUCGGCUACAACCCGUCCUCCGAAGCCCUUUUCCUCGACAGCAUGCUCACAGCGCGCGCUUUCGAGAACACGUGUGCCAUCAUAUUUUCCAACGCCGGCGGCCCUGCCGGAAAGGGCUAUGCCGGUGUCUCGCAAGUCACGGUCCCCUAUAUCGGUCCCGUGACUCGCCUUGGCAGCUGCGCCGAAGGGAUGAGCAUCGUCGACCUCGACCUUAGCAUCCUUGAGGAUGCGGAAGAAAACUACCAGGUUCGCGCUGACUUGGCCCGUCACGACUGGCAUUACGAUUACCGGCACAAUUCAAAGGGAAAGCUUUGA